CACAAAAAAAAGAAAAAGAAAAAGAAAAAAAGAAACCGAGCACAAAAAUGAAGAAAGAAAUCUGUAGUAGUGAACUGAGCAGGUCAUUGAAAAUGGAGUGAGUCACUGAAAAAAAAUAAGAGAUAGCUUGGAGAGUGGUUGUGUGCAUGAGUGGAGAAGAAUGAAGGGGUCAAUACAAGGACUGCACUGAUCAUUUUACUUGGACAAGUGCUAUUGUAGCUGGAUUUGAUGGCGAAUUCUGCUGUGAUCCUUUUAUACAGAGCUAUCUUUGUAUUUUAGAGUAUACUUAUAUAUAUUGGUUAUACGUGGGAAAAAGUAGAAGAACUGACUUCUUCAUCUGAAUUGUUGGAUACACUUCGUACAUAGUGAAGAAUGGAGACUUUAGCCCAGCUGGAAGCAAUGUGCGAGAGGCUUUAUAACUCGCAGGAUUCUGUUGAAAGAGCACAAGCGGAAAGCACACUGAAAUGCUUUUCCUUGAACAGUGACUACAUUUCGCAGUGCCAAUAUGUUCUGGAUAAUGCAUCCUCUCCGUAUGCAUUGAUGUUGGCAAGUUCGAGCUUGUUGAAGCAAGUGACUGAGCAAAGCCUUCCGUUACAGCUCCGGAUUGAUAUUCGAAACUACCUCAUAAAUUAUCUGGCAAGCAAAGGACCAGAACUGGAGCCCUUUGUUCUUGGAUCCUUGAUCCAACUCUUUUGUCGCAUUACAAAGUUUGGUUGGCUUGAUGAUGACAAAUUCAGGGAAGUUGUUAAGGAGGCAAUGAACUUCUUGAGUCAGCAGGCACAACAUCACUAUGCUAUAGGUUUGAGGAUAUUGUAUCAGUUAGUUUCUGAGAUAAAUCAGCACAAUCCUGGAUUACCUGCUGCUAGGCAACGGAGGAUAGCUAGCUCUUUCAGGGAUCACUCACUUUUUCAGAUAUUCUCGAUAUCAUUAACUUCUCUCUUCCAGUUAAAAUCUGAUGUUGGGAACAAGUUGCAGGAACUUUCUCUUAUGCUUUCUCUCAGUUGUUUAUCAUUUGAUUUUAUGGGGACAUCAUAUGAUGAAAGUUCAGAUGAAAUUGGUACUGUUCAGGUUCCAUCGGGAUGGAAGCCUGCCCUAGAGGAUUCCUCAACACUGCAAAUAUUUUUUGAUUAUUAUGCAUUGAAUCAAGUUUUUUCAAAAGAGGCUCUGGAAUGCCUGUUGCGUCUUGCUUCUAUUAGACGAUCAUUAUUUCCCAAUGAUACUGCUCGAAUUAAGUUCCUGUCACACUUGAUGCGAGGCACCAAAGAAAUUCUGCAAACUGGAAUAGGUCUUUCUGAUCAUGAUAAUUAUCAUGGCUUUUGUCGACUUCUUGGACGCUUCAAACUCAAUUAUCAGUUAUCUGAACUUGUGAAUGCUGAAGGCUAUAGUGAAUGGAUACACUUAGUAGCAGAGUUUACGCUAAAAUCUUUGCAUUCUUGGAAGUGGGCUGGAAGCAGUGUUUACUAUCUUCUAAAUUUAUGGUCUAGAUCUGUGGCAUCUGUGCGGUAUCUCAAGGGUGACAAACCUAAUCUGUUAGAUGAAUAUGUGCCUAAAGUUAUAGAAGGGUUUGUAUCAUCAAGGUUUGAUUCAUUGCAGAGUGAACUUUCAGAUGAACUUGGUGAAAAUCCUCUAGACAACGUAGAAGUGCUUCAAGAACAGCUUGAAUUUUUUCCUUUCCUCUGUAGAUUUCAGUAUGAAAGUUGCAGUUCUUAUCUGAUGAAGAUAGUGGAGCCUAUCAUGAAAAGCUAUAUGAAGGAAGUAAAUCUCCAAAGCCAAGUUGAUAGUUUUGAAUUGUCUGUAACCGAAUCCAAACUUGCAUGGUUCACACACAUAGUUGCUGCAAUUCUCAGAACAAAGCAGAUUUCUGGUUCUAGUGAAGAAUCACAUGAGAUACUUGAUGCGGAGAUUUCGGCUUGUGUUCUGCAGUUGAUUAAUAUUUCUGAUAGUGGGUUUCACAGCAAGGUAUGUCCUUUUGUAUCAAUAUGAGGGUAACAUUGUUAUAUCUUAUUCUAAAAUGUGUGCAUGGUCUGCUAUUGAUAAGUUUUUUUUUUGGUCCAGUGUUUUUGAUUAUUUAUGAACUUUGACAUCAUCUUUGCAUAUAUUUGGCUGGUUCUGGUUUGUCAUUUAAGAUUUUGCCUGUUCUGCUUGCUAUAUGAUAUUUCAAGGAUAAUUUGGUGGGAUUAUUCAAUAUAAAAUUAUUUUCUCUUUACACUAAUCAUUUCUCACAUCAAACCACAAAUGACAAUUUGAUUCUUUUUCACUAUGUUUACCAUUCAUUUAGAUGCUAUUAUCGUACUUUUGGCCAUGAUGGUCAAAUCUUAAUAAACUUAUAGAGACAAAAACACCCCCCUUUGUUGUAUUGAAACAUUUGAUUCAACUCCUCCUUCUACUUUGUGAAAUAUGCAUUUAGACGACAACGGAGACUCACCUCAAAGAUGAAUCUAGGUCAUUUUUUAAGUGGAUGAUUUUGUCAUUAAGGCAAUGUUUAUUAAAACAAAAAAAAAUGUAUUUAAUUACUAAAGAAAAAUUACAGAAAGAGAGUGAAUCUCUUUACGAAGCUCAUAUAUGUAUUGGUAAGAGGAGCACAUCAAAGGAAAACCAGUUGUAGCAAGCAACUGUACAAACUAAAAACAGAGGAAAUAACCUCACCGACAAUGUUUGCCUAACUCAGUGCUCCUCUCUGUAGCUCCUUGGUGGACUCUAGUACUUCCUAAAGAAACUGUAUAGGAGAUCUCCUUAGUACGUCAUGGUUAUU
Messenger RNA from Vigna umbellata (rice bean), 2752 nucleotides. Lineage: Eukaryota; Viridiplantae; Streptophyta; Magnoliopsida; Fabales; Fabaceae. The record is from RefSeq and is a predicted model, not a curated record.